This is a messenger RNA of Colletes gigas, 4876 nucleotides long. RefSeq names its product zinc finger protein 395 (gene Glut4EF). Bases 829 to 2604 code for a protein of 591 amino acids. Gene Ontology annotation, cellular component: nucleus. The record is from RefSeq and is a predicted model, not a curated record. NCBI's taxonomy places the organism in Eukaryota, Metazoa, Arthropoda, Insecta, Hymenoptera, Colletidae. Gene Ontology annotation, molecular function: RNA polymerase II cis-regulatory region sequence-specific DNA binding; DNA-binding transcription factor activity. Gene Ontology annotation, biological process: regulation of transcription by RNA polymerase II. The transcript has 9 exons.
CGCUCAGCUGUGCGUCACAUGUCGGGUAUCGCGAGUCCUACUCCUGCCCGUGAACCAUCGUAUCGUGUACCGCUUGUUCGUUCAGGCUACCGUAAAGCGCCGGAUUUCUAUUUACCGGCAAGCGUUAGACAUAUAUUAUGCUAUCUACCGCGUGCACGUCAACAUAUUAUCACGAAUCGAUCACGAAGUGCCUCGAACAUGCGGACGGCGUGACAAAUCCAGGCAACGGUGCACGCCGUUUUGUUGAUACAUUGAGUUCUGUGUUCAGGCCGCGAAGGCCACCGCGUCCUUCCACGGUCUAGAAAUCAAUUCUAUCGAUUUCAUGCAAAACUGCCGAUCUAGCCGGCGCAUACGUGUUAUUGUGGAACGAUGACCUAAACCGACGGUGUCAUUCGCGGGAAAUUCCGGUGAAACGGUAAAAAUUUCGUACGACGCAACGUGCAUCGGCGUUCCUUGCUCUCGCAAGUGUAUUUCCGAAUGUUCGGUCGAUUCGUAGGUACAAUAUCGAUUGUGUCAUUUGCAUCGUUCGUCGCGAGUUUCGGACUGUUGGAUCGCGCGUGCAUUAUCGUUUGUCGUACGGUGUGAUCGAAUCGAUCGACUUAUCGUUUACGAUUCACGUUGACGCGGAGUGUCGUUUGUGGAAAUAAGAUAGAAAGCAGGCGUGAAGAAACAACUAGUGCAAAUGAGCUUUACGAGAGACCAUUCGACGCGAGACACUAUCGAGAACGAAACACGCCACGGUGUCCCGUGAAAACAGUGCGGUCGAACGAUAUAUCGAUUUACCGGCGUGAUCACCGAGAAGUCGUUUAUUAGCAGAUCCAACGAAUAAUGUCGACGGGCAAGAGGCUGGCAAAACGCAGCAUAAUCGGCACCAGAGUGUGUGCUCCCGGCGAGGACGGGAAGUAUUAUAGCGGCGUCAUUCACGCUGUGAAAACGCCGGCGUCAACCGCCUCCGAGUCGGGUCUUAGCAUUACACCGAAGACUCGCUAUUCUGUGCGGUUCGAUUCCGUGCCUGGUGGCCGUCCACCGAGUCCAAGCACCGAAUACUCCGAUCGCGACCUGAUCGGGCCAGGUUUCGGUUCCGUUACUACCGCGCGGCUUGUGCCUGGCCAAAAAGUUUAUCUGACGUACAACGGACGGGAAAUUCACGCGGAGGUCACGCAGCAUCGCGAGCAUCUCGACGAGGUGGACGUGAUUAUCGCGCCAAACGGACAAGAGACGUUGAGCUUGACCAAACGUAUAGACGAGGUCAGGUUGCUCGAGUCACGUAAGAGCGCUCGGCUGGCUGAUCAGGAUACAGAUUUCGCUAGGCUCGCCGAUAUGGCUGGUGACCGCAAACGGGCCUCUUCCCACUCCAUCGACGUGCCACACGUGAUCGGGGUCCCUAGCAAGAGGCUCUUUAUCCUCGAAAUACGAUCCAGGAAGCGGCGACCCAGCUCGAGCAACGACUCCGAACGGUUGUACAGCGGUUGGAACGACCGAAUACCCCAUGGAUGUGGUCGCGAGGGUUGCCGUACCAACGAGCGUGGCGACUGCAUGGACGAAUGCACCGCUGCCCUGGUCCUCAUGUCGCUCUCAUGCUCGCCACACAGUCCUCACAAUCCCUUGCCACUUCACUGCCAGCACAAUUACGGUUCCUGGGGAGGUCGAGGAGGAGGAGGCGGUGGCGUGGUCGUCGGCUCACCAGGAGUCGGCGGUACGUCGAACAGCAGCAGCAGUAGCGGGGCUUCUUGGCGAAGUGGCACCCCCAGUCCGCCCCUCAGCGACGAAGGGGCACCGACAACGGGUUCCUUAUGGCCGACACCGGCUCAUCCUUCGCACAAUCAGCAACACUACUCCUACAACGUGUCCGGUUCGUCGUCGAGCAGCACCCCGGGCUCGACCACCACCCUGGACGAGGGCAUAGUGCCGGAUUACCUCGAGGAACAACACCCGCGCAAGAAGAAGAUCCGAGCGAAAGUGAAUCGAGACCCGAUCGAGAACGGACCCACGAACUGCGCGACCUACGAGAGCGAACAGGCAAAUGCAGCGGUGGUGUUCAAAUGCACUUGGCCAGGCUGCCUGGAGAUCAAAGCCACCGUCGCGCUCAUCGAGGAACACGUGCGCCAAUCGCACUUGGGGCCGAAAAAGUCGAAAGGCUACGACAACGAGGAGGACGACGACAUGUCCGAUCACGAGGAGGAGUUCUAUUAUCAAGAGGUUGCCGUGGAUCACAUGAGCUCGCCGCCGACGAUGUCGCACCGGGACAUGGCCAGGCCGCCCCACGAGGAUCCUGAGUACCAGAAGCAGCUUCGUCUGGAGGCAACACCGGCGACAAACAACACCGAGAACGUGUUGGUGGGAAUCAGAGAACGGAACACCGCGUUCGCCAUUUCGCAAUCGCCGGGUACACCGAUCAAACACAUAAAGCUUUCGCCGAGGCCGUUCCAGGCGUACCAACAGAAUAUGGGUUUGCUGACAGUCUCCACGGGCAAGAUGCCGUCCUCACCGCGGCGAAUACGCGGCGAGACGAAGAAAUGCCGCAAGGUCUACGGUAUGGAGCACCGCGACCUUUGGUGCACACAGUGCAAAUGGAAGAAGGCCUGCAGCCGUUUCGGCGACUAGGCCAAGCGACCGUCCCGUUCGUACGUCCGCGGGCGGAGAUUGUCGCCGUGCCGACCCCAGAGUUUGCCAAUGCUACGUUAAAACAAAACAACAACAACAAAAAAAAAAACAAAAACACACUUCUCACCAACUGCCAAUUGCCAAUUUCCGAUCGUCGUCGUCGUCGUCGUUGCCAACGCGGCGGGACGCGCGCCGCGUUCCGACGAGGACCGCGAUCACCACCGACGCUGUGGAUCGCAACAGCGACGAGAAGAGAGGGGUUUUUACCCUAUUUAUCGUCCACCAUCUUCCAGAACGGGGCACUGUGUUCGCUCUGUCCAUCCCGAGAAAGACCGGGUCCGCCGCUACGGUAAACGAACAGCAGCGAAUGAAAAAGCAAACCUCCCCUCCUCUGUGUUCUUCUUGUUUCCCCGUCGUCGUGUUUCUUGGGAAUUCCAUGAUGGGUGGGUGAAUGGACAAAAGAAAAAAAAAAGAAAAAAGGGGGCACGAGUUUCGCCGGAGAAUACGUCAAUCCCAUGACGGAUGGCGGACGGUUGGAUGGGGGCCGAUAAUUACGCGCAGCAAGAGAAGAUCUCGUCGACUGCUCGCUCGAUGUCAGUGACAGGGCGGAGAAUUUUGGGCGGACGGAUCGUUGACCGAUCGUCGAACGAUUUCUUAUCGCUCGUCUGGCACUUGGCAAACUCCGCUAGGGUCAUUUUUAGCCGUAAAUAAGGGGAUUCGAUUAGUAGAUAGCGAAUAAUUCUUUGGCGUGCGGAACGAGGCGUCCCUUAGACUGUUGCGCUUGUCUCUGUCUCUCUCUCACUCUCUAUCCUUUAUCUCUACUAUACGAGGGCGCCGGGACACACGUCGUGCCUCGUUCCCGUCACGCCAGACGAAAUCUUUUGGUUCGGUACGUAGAAGAGAUAACGCGCUCGCUCGAUGUCCGGCGAGCACGCAUGUCCCUCGAUGUGCUGGUUCCCGAACCGAUUCUUAGGUCAUUGCAAUAGGUCUUCCUUCGUCCGAUCCGUGGAACGGUUCCAUCCCGCUGUUUCAUUGGUCCGCGGUACCGAACGUCGCCCGCCUUCGAUGAGCGCGCGUCGUUCCUCUCGUCCACGAGUGUUGUAGGGAGAAAAAGAGAUCAGUCCUGGGUAAACCCUCUAUUGCAAUGGUUUCCAAAGUCCCUUGGAUGCCGCGCCACUUACUAGAGAAAAUUCCCGCGUCCAAGGUUUACAACGAAACUAUUUUUACCUUAUUUAUUUUAAUUAAUUUCGAUAGUAAAUUAUUUUUAUAUUCAUUUUUAUCGAUCGAACUAUCUGCAAGACCUCUAGACGAAUUAAUAAAUACUUGAGAUACUCUCACGUUGGUAAAUAAUAUUUAUUACAUUAUACAUUGCAAAUCAUGCGACACGAGUUUAAAUAAACUUUAGAAUUUAUUUGUAACAAUUAUUCUUUUUAAUGGGUAAAAUCAACGCAUUAAUAUAUAGAAGUAUUAAGUUAUACAUAUUAUUCUACGUUAAUCGAUUUAUUUCGCGUCUCCUGAUUUAUAGAUCACGCGCACAAUCUUUUCUUGCGGGGAUGUGUAAUAUAAAUUAUUGCAAGGCAGCCCCGAAAAAUCAUUUAUCGUUCGAACAUUAACGAAAUCAUGAAUACAGAAAUAACUACGAAAUAAUUUCUUUCUUCGGGAGAUAAUAUAAAUUUCGUGCAAUAGAAGGUUUAGAAGAAGAAUGUGGUCAUAUAGAAAGGCUGACUAAAUCGUCCGACCUAGAGAUGGACAAAAUUCGAUUCGAAUAAUAUGUAAUUUCAUUUUAUCGUUCGGACUGUAAUUUUUAUUGACCAAACGACAUACCGAAAAUUGUUUAGUUUUCGUUUUACUGUUCGAUAUCUGUAUCCGGAUAAAAAAAAAGAAAUGCCCUGGUUCGUCUCUGGUCUGACCCAACACGAGUCGUGAUUCCUUCCAUUGAUGUUACUUUCUCCCGGCAAUGCGCGCGCGAACGAAAGCGUUUCGGGCGAAAGGAAGAGGACCGAAACGUUCGAAAUUCGGUUUGACCGAUGUUCUUCCUGGAAGGACGCAGGCGGGCAAGUUGAACGAACAUUGCGUCGAACAGGGCUAAUUGUGAUAUUUUCUCUAAAUUUUAUCGGAUAUUAAUCGUGGGCCGACGAGGCUGAUGACGAAAUAAGAAUAAAAAAAAACGAAAAAAAAUAUAAAAGUAGCGGGUGAUAUAUAAGGAGCUUGCGACAAAAAUUUGGGGGUUGGGGGGUGUGACGCGCGUGGAAAAACAGAGAAAACAAAAUUU